CAACGCCGGACAUGAUUAGGUCCAGCUGCUGAGAGCACGUCAUGUGGCGCACGGGGAAGCACUGUGAGAAACGGACGUCGUAAAUGUGAAGCAUGGGCUCCACGGAACCACCGUCAUGGCCAGAUCAGCAAACAGAGGCGCGAGGGACGGAGAUUCGCGCGUGACCGCUGCCACGGACCGCGGGGAGGUGCGGGACUUAUCCGAGCCCCGGGAGCUGUCUCUGGAGGAGGUGCUGAAGUCCUACGAGCAGCCCAUCAACGAGGAGCAGGCAUGGGCGGUGUGCUACCAGUGCUGCAGGGGGCUCCGGGUCCCCCACCCUCCGCCGGGGAGAGCGGACCGGGUGAAGGACCCGUCCUCCCUGCUCCUGUACCGGGACGGAACGGUGGCUCUGAGGCCGAACGAUGUCGCUGACAAACCGCCUUUUCCACCCACUGCAGAGUGUGAGCUGGUCCAGUCCCUUGGUGUGGUCAUCUACCAAGCUCUGGACUGGGGACUCGACGACAGCGAGGAGAGGGAGCUCAGCCCACAGCUGGAGCGCCUCAUUGAGAAAAUGGUUGCUGGGGUCCAGGAGGAAGGGGUCCGUAGCACGACCAAGAACAGCACAUCGGAUGAGGGGUACAGUGGACAGGAGGAGGAAGAAGAGGAGCAGCAGCAGGAGGGAACUACAAGACCAGUGUGUACAUUCCGCCAGGUGAUGGCGCUGUGCGCAUCUCGCCUCGCCAACCCCAGUGUGGCCCCCGAGCACUACCAGGCCGUCUGCAGGGCUCUGUUUGUAGAGACUCUGGAGCUGCAGACCUUCCUCACCAAGAUCAGAGAUGCAAAGGAGUUGCUGAAAAAGAUUUCAACCGAGGAAUCUCCUGGGGACAGAUCUGCAGCCGAGCUGGACGCGCUGAAACACACAGACUGGGCUCGCCUGUGGGUGCAGCUGAUGAAGGAGCUCCGGCAGGGAGUGAAGCUGAAGAAGGUGCAGGAGCAGCCGUUCGACCCGCUGCCCACCGAGUUCAGCCUCACGCCCUUCGAGAUGCUGAUGCAGGAUAUUCGAGCUCGCAACUUCCAGCUCCGCAAAGUCAUGGUUGACGGUGACAUUCCUACCAGAGUGAAGAGAAAUGCUCAUGAACUCAUCCUGGACUUCAUCAGAUCUAGACCUCCACUCAAACCAGUGUCAGAGCGCAGCCUCCCCCCUCCGCCCCCGCAGCAGCAGUGCCUUCAUGACCGGGUUCUGGCAGAGAUCAAGCAGGAGAGGAAGCUCAGACCUGUGGGUCAACACCACACCAAAUCGUUUGGCUCUCUGCCGUGUUUGGCUCAAUCGCGUCCUUGCGACGUUAAAUCUACGUCUUGCAUCGACCUGUCCGCGUCUGGACUCGGGCCUCGGCCUCCGACCCGUCCUCGAGUGCUGCUCAAGGCCCCGACGCUGGCAGAAAUGGAGGAGAUGAACAUCUCUGAGGAGGAGGAUUCUCCAGACGGCAGAGAGCUGAGAAGAACAGAGAGUUCCCCCGCUCCCAUGAAGAGGGAUCGCUCCUUCUCAGAGCAGGACCUGGCUUUUCUGCGUGGAGAGUCCCAGUCCACCCAGCUGGGGGAGCCGGUCAGGCUGCGGGACAUGAGGCCUCGAUCCCGGACGCUGACCGGCGCCGGACCUCCUCCCCAUCACAGAGCCUCAUUCCCCGCCUACGGCUUGGGGCCUCCCUCGCCCGGCCGCCUGUCUCUGAGUUCAGUUGACGAGGCCACAGAGGGACCGGGGACGACACCGGACUCCGGAGAUGAGCACCAGUGGAUGGAUGAGUUCAGUCAUCCUGUGGAGAGUCUGGCCCUAACGGUGGAUGAGGUCAUCAAUGUGCGCCGAGUGCUGGUCAAAGCCGAGAUGGAGAAGUUUCUUCAGAGCAAGGAGCUCUACAACAACCUGAAGAGAGGGAAGGUCUGCUGCUGCUGCAAAGUCAAAUUUCCUCUCUUCUCGUGGCCAUCUACAUGUUUACUGUGCAGAAGGUCCGUCUGUAGCUCCUGCAGUGCAAAGAUGAAGAUUCCCUCCAAGAAAAUGGCUCAUAUUCCUGUGUACACUGUGGGCUUCCAAAGCCCUCCAAAGAAAACUGGACUCCAAAACCAGGUCUACAAAUCUCUGAGAACUCUGUCCCGUCACUCCGUGGAGACGGAGUUCCCUCACCUGUAUGCUCAUGGCUGCACGCUGCGUGACGUCUGCGCAGAAUGCACCAAAUUCGUGGCUGACAUCAUUUCCUCCAGCCGCCGGAGCGUGGACAUCCUAUACAACACUCCCAAGAAGGAGGCCAAAGCUGCUGCUGCUGCCGCCGCUCAGAGGCCACAGCUGCAGCGUCAGUCCCACCUCGAGGCUUUUCCCCAACCAAACCCCCAACUUCCUCCACAACCCCAAUGACAGCAGCUCCACCCAUCCAGAGGACUCCUGCUCCGACCCCCACAUGGUGCACCCACCACCAAACCAGGUCUUCCAAGACCUGCAGCGCGCUCGGCACAGCUGCAGACCAGAACAAUCUGCCUGGGUUAAUAAAACAUAAAGAAUGUAGAAUCAGAGCGGUGCUUUCUAGUUGAAAUGCAGCCUCUAAUAAUAACUGGGCUACGAUGAUGCAUCUACCAGAAUUUUUUUAAAGAACUGUUUUACCCUUUUUAGCCAGAAUCUAGAGACUUUAAGCCAUGACUGCUUCACACAACUGCAUCACUUUUCCAUCACCCACCCCCACAGACACACACACACACACACAAAAACACACACUUCUGCACUAAUGCACAGAGCUCACCUGACACAGUGUGAUGGUGUGAGCAGCUGGGCGGCGCUAUCAGAGGCCGAUCAGGAAGGGGACGCAAAGGUUUUAGCGUUUUAGCUCUGCUGCCUUGUUUCGGCAUGAAUGUAACUUUAACAGAAAUGUAAAAUUAAAGGCUUAUGAUAAAAAU
Molecule: messenger RNA, 2916 nt
Organism: Oryzias latipes (Japanese medaka)
Lineage: Eukaryota; Metazoa; Chordata; Actinopteri; Beloniformes; Adrianichthyidae
Gene: spire2
Product: spire-type actin nucleation factor 2
Biological process (GO): actin nucleation; actin filament polymerization; cleavage furrow formation
Cellular component (GO): cell cortex; cytoplasmic vesicle membrane
Molecular function (GO): microtubule binding; actin binding
Source: RefSeq, a predicted model, not a curated record